Molecule: messenger RNA, 1403 nt
Organism: Triticum urartu
Lineage: Eukaryota; Viridiplantae; Streptophyta; Magnoliopsida; Poales; Poaceae
Gene: CXIP4
Product: CAX interacting protein 4
Molecular function (GO): zinc ion binding; nucleic acid binding
Source: RefSeq, a predicted model, not a curated record
AGUCGGCCACUCCUCUUUGACCUCCACCCGAUUCUCGUCGAUCGAAAGACAUCCCCGAUUCCCCACCCACCCACCGAGCCCUAACCCUAACCCCGGCGACCGAAGAUGCCGGCGACGGCGGGGCGCGUUCGCAUGCCGGCGAACAACCGCGUGCACAGCAGCGCGGCGCUGCAGACGCACGGCAUCUGGCAGAGCGCCAUCGGCUACGACCCCUACGCCCCCGAGAACAACAAGCAGCAGGCCCCCUCCUCCUCCGUCUCCGCCAACGCCGCAGCCGCGGCAGCCAACGCCGCCGCCGAAGCCGCCGCGCCUCCCUCCUCGGACCCCGGGGCCUCGUCGGAGAACGCCUACACCAGCUUCCAGGGCCUCCUCGCGCUCGCCCGCGUCACCGGAUCCAACUCCGACGAGACCCGGGGCGCCUGCAAGAAGUGCGGUCGUGUUGGCCAUCUCACCUUCCAGUGCCGCAACUUCCUUUCUGUCAAGGAGCUUGCCAUGGACGACGACAUCCAAGCUGGCAUGCUGUCCGCCGCGCAGGCCAAGGCCAAGUUCGAGGAGAUCACGAAGAAAGCCUCUGGUGCCAGAGACGCUGACGAGGAGGGUUCUGACGAGGAAGAUGAGGAUGAGAUUGACAGCGAUUCCUCUGAUUCUGAUAUUGAUCCCGAGCUGGAGAGGAUAAUUGCUGAACGGGAGCGUGCCAAGAGCCGUGGAGGGAAGCGGUCAGGGGAGGAGGACAAGAAGACAAGCCGCCAUAAGAGCAAGAGCAGGGGAAGAUCGAAGCACAGGAGGAGCAGGAAGAGUGACAGUGAAGACGAUUCGGAGGAGGAGAGAACCAAGGACAAGAAGAAGAAUAGGCAGAAGAAGCACAGAUCCUCAGAUGAGGAUAGCGAGAGUGACUCUGACAGGAAGAAGCACAGGAAGAGUAGGAAAGAUAGGAAGAGGCGGAGGAUGCACCGCCGGAAGGAUGACUCAUCAGAGGAUGAUGAAUCUGGAGGGGAAGAGAGGAAGCAUCACCGCCACCAUAAGAGGCAUCAUCACCGGAGGGAUGCAUCUGGUAGUGACAGUGAUGGCAGUGAAUCCCCACACGAAAGGAAGCGAUCCAGUAAACAGAAGAGCCACAAGAGGUCAGAAAGCCAUGGAUUGGGUGAGGAUGAGCGACAUUGUCCGCAGGGGGCAAGUCGCUCUGGAGAGAAGAGCAGGGAGCAUAAGAGGGGCUAAAGAGGAGCGCUGAAGUGGUAAAUUGUACUCAUCGGUGUUUGCAACAGUGCUUGUCCUUUGUUAUUUGUCUUGUCAAAUGGUUGUUGCAUUUUAAGCAUGAUUCUUAAUAUGUGUAACAUAUUUGCGUAUUACUGUUUGUCAGUGGCUGAACUAUCCAUAUAUGCAUAAAUGGCGUUGCCUUGAAAUCA